Molecule: messenger RNA, 1671 nt
Organism: Naegleria gruberi
Lineage: Eukaryota; Heterolobosea; Eutetramitea; Acrasida; Naegleriidae
Exons: 1
Coding region: 1-1671 (556 amino acids)
Molecular function (GO): UDP-glycosyltransferase activity
Source: RefSeq, a predicted model, not a curated record
AUGGAAUCCCUUUCAAAUUCUCCAACUGUAUCGAAUAUUACUUUGAUGACUGUAAAGAUUGGAAUGAUGGCUGAUCCUAGAUUGAAAAAGUGGUAUUCUCAAGUGAAUGGUACAGACGCAGAUAGAAAAGUUCAUGUUGCAGUGAUGGAGAGUGAGUCAUUCUUAUCUGAAAGUUCUGAUCUUUCAUAUCUUUACAAUGAAAUGAGUAAGAUUAGAGAUUUGGAUGUAAUUGACCAAUUCAAAUUUACUUUCAAUAGAUUUAUGAUUCCAUACGAACGUUUACUUAUUCAAAGUUUGGAAAUUGCUGAAGUUUUAAAUGGAAAAGUUAUUAAUAUUGUCCCAUUGGAAGAACGUUUACAAAAAUUAGCUAAAACUCCCCAAAAAGGUGUCAAGAGAUUUAUGAGAAUUCGUAAUGAUCCAUCUGAAACUCUAUUCGAUCAGGCAGUUGUCGAUUUUGCUUUGAUUUCAAUGCAAGCUAUCGUUGCUGGAGGAAAUAUUCCAUGCACCAAGAUUUAUGCUGCCUACUUUAGACAAUUCAUGUUCCAUUAUCCAGCCAUUUCGGUUGCUUCGAUGGAUUAUUUCACAACCUACCCAAAGAGAUUAAUCAUGCCUUUCAAGGCCCUUAAAGACUUGUUCUUUAUUACAGAAUACAUGGCCGGAUUGGGUAGUUAUUUUGAAAUGGAAGAAUUGGGAAAGAGUGAUUAUUCAUGUGCCUUGAUUCAAACCACCAGUUUUGGAUUCGAAUAUGCUUCAAGUAAUGUGCAACAGUUUGGUGCUUUCCUUGUUGGUCCAUUCAUUAAUGAUAAUCACAUUGCAAAUGAAAUUGACCAUUUGAAACAAUUGGCAGGCACCUCCAACGAAGUUUCCAAUAAGUGGACAGAAACUUCUGGCUAUGAAGGAUUCUUUGAAUGGGUUGAUGAACAACAAGAUAUCAUGCUAAUGAUUCUUGGAUCUACAAUGGUUUUAGAUGAUAAUAUCAUGGCCAAAUUGAUUAAGGGAUUACAAAUUGCCCUCCAAGAAAAUCCAAACAUUUCCAUCAUUACUGCAUUUGGUCAUAUUAAUAUGGAUCUUUUUGAAAAGUUGGCACAAACAAAUGCUCCACUCGUUCAAUCCGUACUGAACAAUAAGAGAUUCAAAUUAUUGAAGGGUUUCGUUCCUCAGAAAGCUUUAAUGUCCAUCGAGAAGGUCAAAAUUUUCUUUACUCACUGUGGAGCUAACAGUGUAAAUGAAGCUCUUUACUUUGGUAAAUUGCUGAUUGGAUUCCCAUAUGCUUUCGAUCAAUGGAAGGUAGCUCAUACUAUUGAAGAAUUCCAACUUGGACGUGCCAUCUAUAAAUCCAGAGAGGAAUCUAUGGUAUGGAAAUCAGAAAGUAUUUCACAAGCCAUUCACGAAUUGCUCUACAAUGAAGAAAAGAGAGAACUCUACAAAACCAAAGCAAGACACACCAAAUCUCUCAUGAGAAGAUCAGGAGGCGUAAAGAGAGCUGCUGAAAUUGUCGAAAUGGUGUCGGAAGUUGAUGGUGAUCUCUCUUGGAAAAUUGCAGACAAACACCUCACAUGGUGGCAAUACUAUUGUCUUGAUAUUGUGUUAGUCUAUUCAUUCCUCAUGUAUCUUGUAGUCAAAUUAGCAUGCUUGCUUUGUUGCAACAGAAGAAAGGUAAAGAAGGAAUAA